Molecule: messenger RNA, 1443 nt
Organism: Penaeus indicus
Lineage: Eukaryota; Metazoa; Arthropoda; Malacostraca; Decapoda; Penaeidae
Gene: Vha55
Product: V-type proton ATPase subunit B
Exons: 6
Coding region: 27-1184 (385 amino acids)
Biological process (GO): vacuolar acidification; proton transmembrane transport
Cellular component (GO): proton-transporting V-type ATPase, V1 domain
Molecular function (GO): proton-transporting ATPase activity, rotational mechanism; ATP binding
Source: RefSeq, a predicted model, not a curated record
UUCUGCGUACUCCAGUGUCAGAAGACAUGUUGGGUCGUGUUUUUAAUGGUUCUGGUAAGCCUAUUGACCAGGGACCAACUGUAUUGGCUGAGGAUUUCUUGGAUAUCCAAGGUCAGCCCAUCAAUCCAUGGUCUCGAACUUAUCCAGAGGAAAUGAUUCAGACUGGUAUCUCGUCCAUUGAUGUCAUGAACUCAAUUGCUCGAGGUCAGAAGAUUCCCAUUUUCUCAGCUGCUGGUCUGCCUCACAAUGAAAUUGCAGCCCAGAUUUGUCGUCAGGCUGGUUUGGUCAACUUGCCAUCGAAAGGUGUACUUGAUGACCACAAGGAUAACUUUGCAAUUGUUUUUGCUGCUAUGGGUGUCAACAUGGAAACAGCACGCUUCUUCAAGCAGGACUUUGAAGAAAAUGGUUCCAUGGAGAAUGUGUGCUUGUUCCUGAACCUUGCCAAUGACCCAACCAUUGAGCGUAUCAUCACCCCUCGUCUGGCUCUGACGACUGCUGAGUAUUUGGCUUACCAGUGUGAGAAGCACGUUCUCAUUAUUCUUACUGACAUGUCAUCGUAUGCUGAAGCUUUACGUGAGGUAUCAGCUGCCAGAGAAGAGGUGCCAGGCAGAAGAGGUUUCCCAGGUUACAUGUACACUGAUUUGGCCACCAUCUAUGAACGAGCUGGGCGAGUGGAGGGACGUCAAGGGUCAAUCACUCAAAUUCCCAUCCUUACUAUGCCUAAUGAUGAUAUUACACAUCCAAUCCCUGAUCUGACGGGAUACAUCACAGAAGGCCAGAUCUACGUAGAUCGUCAGUUGCACAAUCGUCAGAUUUACCCACCAAUCAAUGUGCUUCCUUCGCUUUCUCGACUUAUGAAAUCUGCCAUUGGUGAAGGAAUGACCAGGAAAGAUCAUUCAGAUGUGUCUAAUCAGCUGUAUGCCUGUUAUGCCAUUGGCAAAGAUUUACAGGCCAUGAAGGCAGUUGUGGGAGAAGAAGCAUUGACCUCAGAUGAUCUCUUGUAUUUGGAGUUCCUUGCUAAGUUUGAAAAGACCUUCAUUUCGCAGGGGCCAUAUAUGAAGCGCACCAUUUUUGAGUCCUUGGAUAUUGGUUGGCAAUUGCUUCGUAUUUUCCCCAAGGAGAUGCUUAAACGUAUCCCCGCUGCCACCCUUGCUGAGUUUUACCCUCGUGAUCGUCCUCAGUAAAGGAUUGACAAACAGUGUCAGUCAUUGUUAAGUUGUCGCUCAUUACUGUUAUCAUUCACUGGUUGUAUAAUUGUCAUCAGGCUUGAGUUACAAAUAUGUGUAAACAUGACAAAUUUACAUUUUUGUGUCUAUUUAAGGGGGUACUUAAGUAUGGAAGUAUUGUGCAGAAAUUUACUUAUUAAGAGGUAUUCAAGAUUGAUACUGUAUUAGACUGUUAUAAAAUUGCAUUUUUUUUUUUUGUGAGAAUCUAGGAACUAAA